AUAUAACAUGUGGAUAUGAUGACGAGGAUUUAUGCGGAUACCACCAUGAUAAUGACGAUGGUUGUAAAUGGCAGUGGAACUCCACCCUAUCUUACUGGGGCAUCACCUUGAACAGUGAACCUGCAUCAGGGAGUUUCCUGUACAUGGGUAGUCCUGACACAUACCUAUACGAUGUAUCCCUAACAAGCCCGGGGUAUCUACAGACUGACAGCGGCAAUACUUUCUGUCUAUAUUUCUCGGUGUCUUGGUUUCAUCCGUACUUUUUCUCAUAUUCCAAGCUUCAGAUGAAGCUGUACAAGGAAAACUCUGAUGAAGAGCUAAAAUGGGAGAGAAUAGAGAAAGGAAAGAAGGAAGUAGUUUGGUUACAGUAUCAAGCGUACCUGGAUUACCUCCCAUCAGGCUUCAGUAUUGUAUUAAGUGGCUCUACCUACCAGAGUUUUAUUGCUCUGGAUAAUGUGACCCUAGCUGAAGGCAUGUGUGAACAAGAUAUUUCAACAACUGAGAUACCUUCAUCUGCAACAACAUCAGUUACUAAUACUACCACUGGCCCCCCCGGAUCAACAGUCUCAGAUACCACCGAUGGAUCUCCACCAAAUACAACUACCACCCAGGUCCCAUCAACAACUCCAACUACAAUGCCUGAUUUGUGUGAAACAGUACACCAUGACAGAUGUAACAAGUAUGGCUUUAACUUUACAUUACUACCCAAUGUUCUGUGUCAUGAGUCCACCUGGGAAUCAGAGUCAUCCAUGAGUGCUGCCUAUUCGGCGUUGGUAUCCAAUGUACCAUCUUCAGAAUGUGAGGACGCUCUCACUGAGGGUCUUUGUGCUAUCCAUUUCCCAGUCUGUUCUAACGGCAACAUACAACAGCUCUGUAAGGACCAAUGUGAAAAAUAUUUUGAUAUUUUGGGAUUCUGUCAGCCUUCAUUUCCUGAGCCUAGUUACUAUAUGAACAUCUGUGACAUGCUACCUGAUAACACCUGUACAGUUAUACAUAGUAUACAAAACUUCAACUUUACUACACUACCCACUACUACUCAAGUCCCUGCCAUCAGCUGGCCAGUGUCUAUAGCAGAAAAUAUAAAUGUGACUGUUGACAACGAUGGGGUAGCCAUGGUAACCUAUGAAGGAAAGGCAGUUCCUUCAUGUUACCUACCAUCUUCAGAGGCACAAAUGCUGUGCAAGAAAGCUGGGUUUAGUGCGGCAAACUCUGAAUUCACUGGCGAAAGUGUUGAGGAAGGUAUCAAUGUGAUAUGUACAGACAACAGUACUACACUGUCUGACUGUUACGUGUCUGUAUUAACAUUCUGCUCUGAGGGAAUAACAUAUUGUGGCUACGCUAGUGCUGACUGUGACUUCACCACCCCGCCUAUACCUUGGUGUGGAUACGAUUCCUCCGAUGCCUGGGUUAGUUCAUCAACAGGUCUAGUUAUCCCAACAUGGAAGACACAGGAAGGACAAGUGGACUUUGUCAGUUCUCCGAGCAUUACUAAUGGUUCCCUGCACUUUAGCUAUAAACUGUCUGGUUCUGCUGUUGGCCUGUUGACCUUGACAUUGAAUAAAGAGAUCAAGUUCCAGUCAAACUACAUUCUCACCGAUUCUAAUGUCAAAGCAUGUAUUGACCUUCCAGCAAAUGUGGCAGUCACUGCUAACUUUUCCUAUACCAGAGGGUCUGAUACAGGAACAGAGAACUUCCAUAAUGUUGUAUCUCUCAACUACAUUAGAAUUGAUGAUGCUCCUUGUCUUGAUUUCUCUGUGAACAGAUCCUGUAGCUUUGAUAGUGCAGGACUUUGUGAUUUUAAGAUCUCGUCCGAUUGUGAUACCCGGGAUGGAGGAUAUCUCAGUAGUCCUCAACCGUAUCAAUGGAAAGCAAAACCACAAGGCAGUGGCACAGGUUACUACAUGUUUGCGGAUGGAUCGUACGGUGAUCAUGGAAGUCAAACCAUCGCCACAUCACCAAUUGUUCGUUUAUCACCUAGUGACAGUUUCCGCUUACGUUAUGUUAGUUCUUCUGAAAUCUCAGACGAUACUGCUAAGUUGGAGAUUUACCUAUCAGAGGAUCUGGUGUUCUGGAGAGACGCAGUAUCUAAUAACAGGUGGGAAGACAUCUGUAUCGACUUGAGAUCAACCAUUACCAACGAUACAAACGCUACAGUGAAGAUAGUGUCUACCAACGGCAUUCACAGUUCCAUGGAUGUCGGUUGGGAUGACCUCAGCAUUAGCUCUGUCCGAUGUCCUCACAUAGGCAGCUGUACCUUUGAUGAUUAUUUGAGUGUUUGUGACUACAGUAUGACAGGUACUCCUAGUUUUGUGUUCUAUAAGACCGAUGACUGUGACGGCCCUGAUCACACUUACGGUUCAGCUGAAGGUAGUAUGAUCUGUGCAAAACAGUGUAAAGAUGGGAAUUCAUCUGCUGGAGAUAUAGCAACAUUGAAGUCGCCAGUCUUUCUUCUGGAAACCACUGAAGAGAUCUCUGUUACAUUCUUUUUCCGAAUGCAUGGUGAUUCCGUUGGCAGUCUGGAGGUUUAUCUAGAGUCUGAAUCUGAACAAGCUCCUCAACAGCUCUUUACAGCCAGAGGUAGCCAUGGAGACAAGUGGUAUGAAGUCUGCGCUAAUAUACCUGUGCCUAAGGUGAACAAGUUCAUGACCUUGACAGGAAAUGCGACCCACGGAGAAGGAUGUUCUGCAGCUUAUGCUUUUGAUGACAUUGGAUUUCAAUUUAACAAAUGUCCAGAUAUCAACACCAUCCAUUGGCACUGGUCCACAAGCUGCCUAUGAAGGAGACUGGUACUUUUACUAUGAAACAAGUUUUGAUGUUUUUGAAAAUGAAAGUGCUGUUUUGCACACAGGGCCUGUCUCUAUAGAGAAUUCAAGCUGUCUGUACUUCUAUAAUCACAUGUACGGCGAAACCAUGGGCAGUCUGACGAUUUAUUCAGAGGUGAACAACUCCAGGACUGAACUGUGGAGGAGAUCUGGCAGCCAUGGGGAAACGUGGUAUAUCAUAAGUGUCGACAUUCCACCUGGCAACCAAGAUAUCGUCAUGGAAGCUUUGGAUGGAGAAGACUAUAGAAGUGAUAUAGCCAUUGACUCUGUUGUACUUAUAGAUGGAGAGUGUCCACGAGAACCUGUAAAGAACAAGACUAGCCAAGACAUCCAGGAAUAUCGUCUUGUUGGUGGUGACACCACGAGUUUUGGCAGAUUAGAAAUAGCAACAAACAAUUAUUCCUUCCAGGCAAUUUGUAUCUCGGGCUGGACAGACGCUAACUCCGAAGUGAUGUGUCGUCAACUUGGAUUUGGCCCCCAUGGCAUAAAUGCACGUACUUACACAUUCGGAGAGUACGGAAGAAUUAGAUCUACGCUAAAUGAAAUGGUGAUCAACUCAUUUUCCUGCAAUGGCACAGAGAAGAUGCUUUCAGAGUGUAACAUCACAAAUUCUGUUUGCUCCGCUUCCAACCAAGUUGCCAUAGCAUGUUCAAACACUGCUUGUUUCGCUGGUGAGAAAGCAUGCAUCUCCCCAAUGACUUCAAUAAUACCUGAUGAUGCCACCUGUAUCAUGGAAGAGAAAUGGUGUGAUGGUGUUAUAGACUGUCCCAAUGUUGAGGAUGAGAACUACUGUGCCAACUGCAGCAGUGACCAGUAUGAGUGUGACCACCAUAGGUGUGUACCUUUAUCUCAGCGCUGUGAUGGUACCAACGAUUGCGGAGAUUGGUCCGAUGAACACUUUUGCAUCCGGGUUAAUGAGGAUUACACAGUAGAGGCUAAUCACCAUGGAGAUUGGAGCAACAUUUGCUCACCUGGUAACGACGAAAUCCUGGCAGGAUAUCUAUGUGCCCUGGCCACUGCAGGGUCAUUUCUAUCGUUCCCAACUUCUACAAUUAGCAGUAACAGCACAGUAACUGUUACUUACAAGACGGACAAUCAGGGUGUCAUCCGUAGUCACAGCAUACAACCUACCUCAGGUGCCUGUGUUGUAUUGAAACUUGAGUGUCAACCACAAGAAUGUGGUAGAUCAGCUCUAUCAUUGGAUAGGGUUAUCGGUGGGUAUGAUGUUCCUAAUGGCUGGUUUCCUGCAAUGGCCGCAUUGGUGAGAAACGUUUCAAGUGGAUCGCACAUGUGUGGAGCCUCCAUAAUCAGUCCAACUACAGCGGCCACGGCUGCCCACUGUGUAGAUGCCUUUGAACAAGGAUCUGCAUACCUACAUAUUGGUGAAGUCGAUUACAGAAAGUUUAAUCAGAGUGGCAGACAGGUUGUGAUAGAAAGAGUAAUUCUGGAGCCUAACAAAGAGAAAGACGUUGCUAUUUUGGAAUUCGCUAAUCCAGUCCAACAAACAGACACCAUUGGCUCCGUAUGUCUACCGCCACCAACAAGGGAUGUCUUCUCCUAUACUAAAUGUUAUGUUCUUGGAUGGGGAAGAACGGAAUAUGAUACUGUACCUUCAGUCCUCAAGAAGUUGGAGGUUGUCCUGUUAAAGGAAGAGGAUAAGGACCGAUGUGAAGACCGUGCCAGAAUUCUGUACGGCAUAAACAAGAACCAUACCAUUUGUAUAGACAACAGAGAGAAACACUCACCUAUAUGUUUUGGUGAUUCCGGUGGACCACUGAUUUGUAAGAAUGAACAUGGUAGGUUUGAAUUGGUGGGAAUCACAAGCUACGGAGACACUGUUUGUCUUUACUCCAGAUUUACAGAUGUCUAUGAGAGUGUAAUACAUCAUUUGGACUUUUUCUACAGCAACAUUGAUGACCUGAUUCCAAACUUCUGAACCAAACAAUUAGACAGAGAAUAAGAGUAAAUGGAUGUAAUCCUGUCAUCACCAUUUUUCCGGUGUAAAAUAUUAUGACUUUGCUUUAAUUAAUUCUGUAUGAACUCAUACAAACCAUAGAUAUCCAUGUUCACUAUUCUGUAAACUAUGUACUGGUAUUUUAUUAAUUGAUUACUCAAAUGGUUUCUGUAUAAAGAUUUAAUGUCAAACAUAGAACAAUAAGAUUGCAUGUGUCCCAGUUCCACGUACUCAUUCUGAUCUACCGGAGUUACUUCCCUUUUAUAUUUUAGUUCCAAUCAUAUUUUAGUGUUAUUAACACAUAGAAAGAGUUUCUGUAUUGUAUAAAUUGCAGUCAAUGUGUAUUGUUUUCUGUGGAUUAGGAAGUACAUUGUAUUGCCCAUUAUAUAGAAAAUUCCAGUGACAAGAUAUGUUUUGAUAGGGUAGAAAAUUCUAUUUUAUACCUUAAUUUGUUUAACUAUAGGAGAUCAAUUUGUGUAUAGAAAGAAGAUAUGGCUAGCCUGGGGCGGGAGGAGCUGGGCACAAUAGGGGAAGUACAUUUGUAUUGCUUAUUGAAAUUGCUAUGUGUCCUGAACAACCCAAUAGAAUUUUAAAAUUUUGAUAAAAUUCAGGCUGGAGCAUUAUUAGGCAAAUGAGAGCCAAUGUGGUAGAAAUGGAGGGUAUGGCUCCCCAGGGGCCGGAAGGAUGGGGCCCAAAAUGGGAAAAUUGAGGUAAAUGUUUUAAAUCAAUACUAAUCCCGCACAACUAAAUGGAUUAUCUGGUUACAUCAAGUGUUGUUCCUUUGGGGCAGGAAAGGUGGGGCCCAUUUGGAAUAGGAUAUCAUGAUGCAUCAAAAUUAUUAAAAAUCAUUAAAAUACAGCAAUUAUUUAAAAUCCUUCUUCUAUAAGAUUGAUAGGAUUAGGACAAUGUUUUACUUGAGCCAUUGUUCAGACAGAAAGCUCAAAAUGUAGAAAUAUUUUUAAUGUAUUUUUUAUGAGAGUAUAUUGCCAUGAUUGUUGAAAUAUCCAGUUGAGUGGUGCAGGCCAUCUGUGCCUCUUGUUACAGAGUAGACUAUAUAUUUAUUAAUUGUAUCUCUUUGUUUGUAAAAAAAAUAUGAAGUUAAUGUAU
Messenger RNA from Pecten maximus, 5883 nucleotides. RefSeq names its product MAM and LDL-receptor class A domain-containing protein 1-like. Gene Ontology annotation, molecular function: protein binding; serine-type endopeptidase activity. Lineage: Eukaryota; Metazoa; Mollusca; Bivalvia; Pectinida; Pectinidae. Gene Ontology annotation, biological process: proteolysis. Gene Ontology annotation, cellular component: membrane. The record is from RefSeq and is a predicted model, not a curated record.